UGAUUUUGCAUUUCCUGGAGGACUGUUUUGUUUACUUACAGUUCUCCUCCCUGUCAGAUCGGGCACACUGCCCUGGACAGCUUUGCACAGCACAGCCGUCCAGAGCAGUGUGAUUACAGUGAAGCACACAGUCUCCACCCCCCAGUAAAAAACUCCCUGCACACAGUUAACCCUUUUGAUCGCCCCUCAUGUUAACUCCUUCCUGCCCAGUGCCAUUGGUACAGUGUCAGUGCUUUUUUUUUUUAGCACUAAUCACUGUAUUGGUGUCACUGGGGAUGUCAAUGACAUCAAGUCAGUUCCCCCCAGUGUCAGAAUACCUGCCACAGUCCCACUAU
Staurois parvus is the source of this 335-nucleotide messenger RNA. The record is from the annotation of a GenBank genome assembly. NCBI's taxonomy places the organism in Eukaryota, Metazoa, Chordata, Amphibia, Anura, Ranidae.